CGUAAGCGAAGGUCAUCUCGAGAUGAACUUUACGAACGACUUCUGUCAUCACGUGACAUCGAGGAUGGCCAAGCAGGGGGUCAAACGGGAAUGCCAGAUCAGAAGGCGACAUCUGAUGUUCUGACAUCAUCUAAUGACCUUGACAUUGAACCAGAUCCUGACGAAUCAGAAUCUCCAUUCUAUGAUGGCGGCUAUGGCUGGGUGAUAGUUGGCGCGUGUUUCUUAGGUCAGAUCAUGUUCCCUAUUUGCUACAGUUUCGGGUUGUUCAACAUCGCCCUCUUGGAAUAUUACGGCAAGACCAAGGCCGAGACGGCGCUGGUUGGGUCGCUGUGCUACACGUUUACAGCUGGAUCAGGCCUGUUGGCCAGUCUGUUAUCGAAUUGGUUGAGCCAUCGAGUUACCGUGAUCCUAGGUAGCCUGUUGACGGCGAGCGGCUACCUGAUCAGUGCUUUCAGUUCAAGUCUUCCAGUCCUUUACUUUACGUAUGGCGUCAUUAUAGGCACCGGUGUAUCCCUUCAGACAGUACCUACGAAUGUCAUGGUGAACUUCUACUUCGAUAAAAGGAGAAACCUUGCAACGGGGAUCAUGGCUUCCGGCAGCGGACUCGGAAGUCUCAUACUCCCUCUAUUGAUACAAUUCUUCAUCGACAAAUACACCUGGAGGGGCGCCAUGAUAAUGUUGGCAGGGGUGUCGCUCCAUGGAUGCAUCGCCGGGGCUCUCUUACGGCCAAAUGAAAAACUAAAGCGCCUGCAAACGAAAACAUCGCAAAAAGUGAAAGUAUUUGAUUGUACUUUACUAAAAAAGUGGUCAUUUUUUGUCAUCCUGUUGGUUUUUGCAGCGGAGGGAAUGCAGACUCUGACCUUUUUCACUAUGUUCCCUCACCGCAUUCUUGAAUAUGAUUUUACUCAAGACCAGGCGGCGGUACUUCUCUUCCUCGUCGGAAUAGGCUCAACCUUGUCCCGAGUGGUCGCGGGAGCUCUCAUGCAUUUCUUCAACAUAGACUUGAGCGUUGCAUUUGGUACCGUAGUAGCGGGGAUGGGUCUAGCAAACUUGGCAGUUUCUUUCCAACAUACUCAGUUCUGGUCCUUGGCGCUGAUUGCCACGUUUUUUGGCGCCAUGUUGGGCGUAAUGGCGUACCUUUUCCCGUUGUACGUGUACGAUUUGUUCGGCAUCCGGAGAGUGACGAGUGCCUUUGGGUGUGUCGUAAUGGGCGAGGCGGUCGGAGGAUUCAUCGGACCAGCUUUGGCAGGCUAUAUUUACGACAGGACGGGUGACUACCAGAUUCCUUUCUCGAUCGCCUUCGGCUCGGCAGUUUGCAGCGCCCUCUUGAACACACCCCUGUACUUAUACAGAAGGCGCCGGAGGAAAGAACUGGGGAACUUUACAAUAACUUGAUAGCUAUAGCAUUUGCUCCUAAGCACUGGUACGCUAAUGCUAUAAGACCUCACGGUUUUGUGUGGAGGCUAUGGGACUUACGUUUAUACCCCACACAUACUCUUUUUAACAAUGAUUGCGCAUAACUCGGCCUUUCGUUAAUCGAUAACUUACGAACCCGUUAUAAGGGGUAUACUGACCAGGGCGUUGGGACUAAAUUUUCCAGGAAGCAAGAACAAAGUAUGACAAAGGCAGCGCCGUAUAACGGCAUCCCGCGACAUCAUUGGUUCAGUUUUUGGAUAAGAUGCGGGAAAUCGCGAUGCA
Molecule: messenger RNA, 1698 nt
Organism: Lineus longissimus
Lineage: Eukaryota; Metazoa; Nemertea; Pilidiophora; Heteronemertea; Lineidae
Product: monocarboxylate transporter 12-like
Exons: 4
Coding region: 91-1395 (434 amino acids)
Biological process (GO): transmembrane transport
Cellular component (GO): membrane
Molecular function (GO): monocarboxylic acid transmembrane transporter activity
Source: RefSeq, a predicted model, not a curated record